Macrosteles quadrilineatus (aster leafhopper) is the source of this 5694-nucleotide messenger RNA. RefSeq names its product zinc finger protein ush (gene ush). Lineage: Eukaryota; Metazoa; Arthropoda; Insecta; Hemiptera; Cicadellidae. The transcript is spliced from 9 exons. The record is from RefSeq and is a predicted model, not a curated record. The coding region runs from base 107 to 2977 and encodes 956 amino acids. Gene Ontology annotation, molecular function: RNA polymerase II-specific DNA-binding transcription factor binding. Gene Ontology annotation, cellular component: nucleus. Gene Ontology annotation, biological process: negative regulation of transcription by RNA polymerase II; positive regulation of transcription by RNA polymerase II; heart development.
UGCUGUGAGGUGCUACAGUCAGUGUCGUGUCGAGAUACGUCAAACAUAACCUAAAAGUUGUAACAUGUGCUAAUCAGCUGAUCUGCCAUUGAGGUGAUGCGGUAGAAUGUCGAGGAGGAAGCAGAGCAACCCUAAACCACUAAAAGGUGGUGAGGACGAGGAGUGGGGCAGUGAGGGCGAAGCAGACAGAGCCAGGGAAGCAGCCCCAGCCCCAACCUCUAGCCCGACACCACCCCCGGCACCUCCGUCUCCGGCACCCAAGCUGCGGCUAAAUGCCUCCCUGGCUACUGACCCCGCACUGAGGGCGACCGCCGCUCCUGCUCCGCCACCCAAGACAGAACCUCCGGCCAGCCCUGCGGACCUGGAAUAUCUGACCACAUUACCAUCUACCUUGCAGACAGUGAGCGGACCAGUCUAUGUUUGUUCUCCGUGUGCCAUCAAGUUUAGUUCCCUGAGUACAUUAGAAGCUCAUCAGACUUACUACUGCUCGCAUAGACACACUACUCAACCAAAAGUGGCUGCACUAGGGCCCGGCGGAGGGGAAGGGGGAGAGAGUGAGCCUGAAGAUGUGAAGCCUGUGUUGGGAGGAGAGGCGAGAGAGGAAAGUGGAGGGGAGAGCACGGGAGAACCAGCCACCAAAACUGCAAAGUCUGGCAAACUUUACCGCUGUCCACACUGCUCUUAUAGUGCUGACAAAAAGGUGAGUCUCAACAGACACAUGCGUAUGCACUCGUCCUCUCCCGCCUCGCAGACGUCCACGGAUGCCGCUGACGGAGGUCAUCUCGUUGACCGUUACUGCCAAGACUGUGAUAUUCGAUUCUCCUCUCUGAAAACGUUUAAGGCUCACAAAAUGCAUUACUGCAGCACGAGGCACGUCAUCAAGACCAAGCCGACGUCUGCACCAUCCUCUCCUUCUGAAUCUCGGACCACCCCAACGUCUCCUGGAGUAUCAGAGUCAUCCAACCACCCCCCUCCCCCUGCCCAGCCCUUCCUGGCACUACCCACCAACCCCAUCCUGAUUGUACCCUACUCCCUGUUCCAAGGAGCCAGUAUCUUGUCAGGACCCGCUGUGAUGGGUUUGCCUGCGCAGGACACUGCUUGUUUACUCCUACCUGAUGGAACGCUUCAACCUCUUGCCCAGGGACUGUUGUCCCAGUCAAGGAUCCCUCCUCCGGCUCCAGAGGUGAAGAGGCAGCGGCUGACUUCUGAGACAGUUGUCAAGCAUGCAGAGGAAAGCAGAAGCAAGAACGGCAUAAGUGAAACACCCGGUGCUCCUUUGGAUCUCAGCGUUCGAACAAGAGAAGAAGGUGAUCUGGUGAUAGAUAUGGAAGAAGAGGAUGAAAAAGAGAACCGCAUAAGUGGAGACAACCAGGCAAAUAUCUUCCCUUCACCAGACCCAGAAGACAUAAUUUGUGCCCCUUCUAUUCCUCUGAUAUUGUCCACUUCCUCCACGUGCUCAACACCUUCCCCUGCUCCUCCUUCUCCUGCUUUGUCUUCCUCCUCGACUACAACUUCCAAUAGAAGAAUGCACGAUUCCAAAAGGCACAGAACUGAUUCUCAAAGUAGUAGUCCUAGUCCCAAGUCUUCCCCUUCGGGAGCCAAGUCACCCAGAAGGACACCAAACGGGCUUCCAAAUAUCGAGAAAAACCAUAGAUCUUGCGAUCCCAAGAGAAAAUCUAUAGACUCUAUUUCUUCUCCCAAGUUGGAUAACACCAACAAUAACCUCACACUCUCUAGCUUGUUGCUAGCAGCCGCCGCCCAAGGAGGGAUUGACGCAUACCACAAACCAGAACUACCAUUUCCUCCGGAACUAGUCCCUCACCUUGCUGGAGCCAGGCUUCCAGGCGGGAAAGGAAAACCGAUUCCAGCAAUACCCGGACUCAUACCAGCGACUAAUAGGAAUCUUCCUUUGUUACUUCCGAAGCCGCCUCGGACUCCAGCUGAUCUCAUGAACCCUGCGACCAUUCUUCCGUUGCUCACGUCGGAGAUGGCUCUCAGGAUAGCGGCAGCCACAGGGGACCCGGUAUCUGCCCCUCAGGUACUUGUCAAACAGGGUGUAUCCAAGUGCCAAGAAUGCAACAUAGUGUUUUGUAAACAUGAGAACUAUAUCGCACACAAGAAACAUUACUGCUCGGCCAGACAGUUGAACGAGCCUGUCAUCGUACAAGAUGAUGACAUCAAACCUGCAAGUCCCGCUGUGUCAGUGUCUCCACCCAACACUGCUUCACCUCCAGCAGUCGUCAAAGAUCAGUCUCACAGUCCGGUUAACGCUCCUGUCGCUUCCAUCUCCAAGCAACCCACUCACUACCAGUUCAUCUGUGCAGCCUGUGGCAUCAAGUUUACAUCUUACGACAAUCUCACAGCACAUCAGGCAUACUACUGUCCGAAAAGAACGAGUACUGACAGUGAAAAAGGGAGUAGACGCUGUCCUAAAUGUAAGAUGACUGUGGCCAUGGACCACGUGUGUGGUGGCAGUGGAGGUGCGUGGAAGUGUCCGUGUUGCCCGGUGGUUAGUCCGACCGCUUCUGCCGCACAGAAACACAUGGACACACACACUGGCGUCAAGGCGUUCCUGUGUACCAUUUGUCGCUACAAGGGGAACACGUUGCGGGGUAUGCGCACACACAUACGCAUGCACUUCGACAAGCGGUCCAACGAGAUCAUGGAAGAGAACUACAUCACGUGUCUCGUAGAGGACGGAAGUGGUGGAAGUGUGGAGAUCCCGGCAAUAGACGGAGAAGAGGCUCAUCUGAGAAAACUCUCGGAAAACAACAACUCCAGAAACAUCAACGUCAACGGUGACACUAAGGUGAAAGUGAAGCAGGAGCUGGAAGCGGCAAGGGGGGAAGAGGAAGAAGAAGAGUAUAUAGAAGUGGACGAAGUAGCUACCGUAAAGACUGACAAUUCUCAAGACUGCAAAGACACGAAAAACGGUGAAUGCAGGACUCGGUUCUGUCCUGCCUCUAGAGUCACAUAAACUUAUGUCAAAAAUGGGGUUAGACAUUUAAACUAAAAUUUACCAGUUUAAAGAAAUGGUAUGGAAUGGCAACUGACUAUUAACACGAGUUGGUGACUAUUUUUUUGUGAGAUAUUGCUACGUUUGAUAGUUGAUUUAUUGUUAAAAGAAUGUUUAUGAAUCUGUUUGUUUUCUGUUAUUAUUGUCUUUCAAUAUUUAAAGUAACAAAAAAUACUUUCUGCAAAUUGAGUAGAUUAUUGGUCUGUAUUUAUUUCUACAAAAACAAUACCGGUAUGCUAAGUGUUUGGACACAAUUUGAAUUAAAUAGUCACCAACUUACUAAAGUUGUAUUGUCUAUGUCUACUAAGCAAAAAAAGAAACCUCUUGUAUUUUGUAUCCGGAUCAGAAAAUGUCCCUUUCUUGUUGAUUUUAAUGUCAUUAUUCUUUAAUAUGUUCCGUAUAAGUGUAUAUUUUAGUAAUAUAACAUAUCACUUUGUAUAUUUGUUGUUAAUUAUUAUUAGUUGUUUGUAUGUUUCCAUACCUGUGACCGUAGCUCCUAUGAGGAAUGCAAUUCUCAUUAUUUAUUUCAGUGAUUUCAUAACAUUAUAGGCUAUGUGCAAUCCAUAUACUAAUGUAGACCCCCUAUUAACCAACCUCGCAUUAACCGAUAAUUGGAUUAUCCGCCCUCCCUCGUAAAAUAUUACAGUUUGUUUGAACCAACCUUUAUUUAAGAACAGUUCGGUUUAACCGCCGCUUUCUAUGGAUCUCGGUAUUUCUGCUGCUACGCUCAGUGAUGGUAACAAUACUGCUAAACCCUACAGGAUGUUACAAAGUUUAAGUUAUUUUUUAUUCAUGCUAAAAAUAUUUGCAAAUUGCAUAUCCUGUUUCACAACAAAUUGGUUGCUUGUAUCUUUAAUUUUGAUAAUAAGAUCUGAAGUAUAUUACAAUAGAUUUGGAAAGCAUUAAUUAAUAUUACUAAAAGGUAUUAAAAUAAUGAUCUAUUUACUCUAGCCUACGACUAUAAUUUAUUCCACUGAAAGUAUUUUUGACUUAACCGUGUUUUGGGUUUAUUUGUAACUUUUCUAUCGUCAAUACUUAAGGAAAAGAGGAGAAAAGUGUAGUUUGUAAAUAACACACAUGACUACAGAAUGAUAAUUAUAUAACUCCAAAUGAAUAGCACUUCAUAUUUUUAAGUUUUUAGGGUUUACCCAUUUUGAGUUAUCCGACCUAGGUCUGGUCCCGUUAGGUUCGGUUAAGAGGGGGUCUACUGUUCUUUAUACUUUAGCCUAUAACAUAUUUUGCAAAAUUAUAGGCUAUGUUUUUGAUUGUUAAAUCCAAAUUAUUAAAUAUGUUGCAAGUUUGACCGAAUUACCAUAAAAAAAAUUAUAAUAUUGUGCAAAAUAUAAUUUGAUAAAGCAUGGACAAAUUGCUCUAAGAAACUAUAGUUGUCAUGAGCUAAGGUUAUGUCUUAAUAAAUUCUUUUUACCAUUUAAGCUAAGAAUUGUUUUAUCCGUCUGAAAAAUAGACCUAAUAUUCCUAAUUCUGGUACAUUGUUGUAUGUGCCUGAGCUGGGCCCGGAAGAGAAAAAUCUCCACAAGGAAGGUGGAGGAGGCACAAUUAUCUCACAUCCAAAUUCCGGGCCUCCGGCCGCCUGAGUCAAAUAUAGAAACUACCUGCUUUCUCAUAAAUGUCUUUAAGUCUCAAAUUUAAUAUAGAUUACAAAAUAACUUUUCACUUUAAUAGGAUGUAUCCAGAUAGAAAUUGUUUUAAAUGAAACCGUAUAUUUUUACAGAUGUUUAAAGAAAAGAUCAAAUCAGGGGUUAGAUUUUCUAUAUUUGGUCCGUUUUAAAUUUUUUUUCCUCAGGCCCAAUGUGGAUGUAGACCUAUUGAACUCAUCAACCUAAGGCUAUCACAUUGUUUCAGAAUGAUUCUCUCACAAAGCAUACCUGUAAUUAAGGGCAUUAACCAAAAUGUUGAACAUUUAUUUUUAUGUUAUGAUUAAAAUUCAUCACAAACUGUGUUAUAUUUUGUAACUAAAACUGAGACUACUUUACAGUCCCAUUGUAUAUUGUUGUUUUACCAAAAUAGUUUAGUAAGUGUAUAUAGUACAUGUGAAUACCACGUUGUUGAUGUAUAGAUAUUUAAAUAAUCACAUAUUAGUAUGCAGUAUACGCUAGGUAGGUUUUUUUAAAUAAUACAUUUUGCUUAUUACACACAGUGUAUAGUUUCUAUGUGACAGGGUUCUUUUAAGGGAUGUAAAACUGUUUUUGUAUAACUUUUUUUGUCACCAUAUUCCAUAUGUUCUUAUCUGGUACCUCCAGUUAUUUUUUUAUAUCCUUUUUAAAAAUAUAUUAAAAUAUUUGUGAUGACUUCACUGAGUAGAAACAUUUCACUAAAUUACUUUUGUAGUUAGAUUUUUUCUUUGUAGCAUGUUAUGCAAAUUUGAAUGUUAAUUUGAACACUAAGUUAAGCAAGAUGAAAACCUUAACACUGUAAAUUUUAAGGUUUCAGAAUAAUAUAUUUAAGUAACUUAACUGUCGUUAUUUACAGCACUCGGCAAGAUUAUUGUGCAAUGUUAUACUCAUCUGUUCUCAUCCCCAUCCCAGAAUAUCAGUAUGUACAGAGUAAUAUAAAUGUGUACUUGUUGUUAUUUAAUGUAUUGUACUAGAAGUACUUCAAGGCCAUUGUAUCGUAUAAAUUGGCAACCUCAAGACAAUAAAUAUUUAUUUGUAAACUAA